Messenger RNA from Jatropha curcas, 1055 nucleotides. RefSeq names its product Glycolipid transfer protein (GLTP) family protein (gene ACD11). NCBI's taxonomy places the organism in Eukaryota, Viridiplantae, Streptophyta, Magnoliopsida, Malpighiales, Euphorbiaceae. Gene Ontology annotation, molecular function: ceramide 1-phosphate transfer activity; ceramide 1-phosphate binding. The record is from RefSeq and is a predicted model, not a curated record. Gene Ontology annotation, biological process: ceramide transport; intermembrane lipid transfer. Gene Ontology annotation, cellular component: membrane; cytoplasm; cytosol.
UAGAAACAAAAUCUGUAACAAAUCAAAACUGUAAUUCUGAAAAAGAAAAAAAGAAAAAAUAAAAAAAGUAUUUUCCAGUUUAUUCCUCUUCGCGUCAUACAGCAGCAAAAGACUACCUAUUUACAUUGCCUUCCCCUGUCGAGUCCUCCGUUGACGGGGAUACAACUUAUUUUUCACAUUUUCUAAACAAUGGCUGAUUUUGAAACUGAGAAGCCAUUAAGGAAGAUGUCGGAGGCGUUUAAAGAGCUAGCCGUCACUGUAAGCUCACAAUCUGCUGAUGUAGAAGUGGCGCCAUUUUCUCGCGCUUGUUCUCUGGUCUCUCCUCUCUUUGGCUGCUUAGGUAUCGCCUUCAAGUUCGCUGAAAUGGACUAUGUUGCUAAGGUUCGUGAUCUUGCAGAAUCUUCGAAAUCGAUUGGGUCUUUGCAAGCGUUGUUGGAUAGGGACAUACAGGAGAAUUGUGUGAAAAAAGCUGGUAGUCAUUCGAGAAAUCUUUUGAGGGUAAAGCGUGGGAUUGACAUGGUCAAAGUGCUUUUUGAGCAAAUUCUUGUUACGGAGGGGAAUUCUUUGAAAGACCCAGCUUCCAGGGCUUAUGCGCAGGUAUUUGCUCCCCAUCAUGGAUGGGCUAUCAGGAAAGCUGUUGCUGCAGGAAUGUAUGCUCUUCCCACUAAAUCACAACUUUUAAAUAAACUGAAUGAAGAUGAGACUUCAGCUAAGAUUCAAAUGGAGUAUUUUAUUGCUGCAUCUGCACCAGUCAUUUUAUACAUCGACAAACUCUUUCUUUCAAGAGAAUUGGGUAUAGAUUGGUGAACCAUUUGACUGCUAAAAUAUAUAUUAUUUGUAUUGUGUUUCCCCUCUUUUUCUUUUGGUUCAGAAUGUUCAUAUUAUUACAAGACAUGAAGUAGAGUCGAUAUAAUUACUAGUUAGCUCAUGAAAUCACUCAAAUCCUAUAACACAAGUGUAAUACGGAGUUGAAUUUUUUUUAGUAUGUUGCUAUUCAAUUGUAUUUGUAAUUUUACAAUUUGAAGUUGGGAAGUGUAUUUUGUGCAUUUGCCAAA